This is a messenger RNA of Parnassius mnemosyne (clouded apollo), 492 nucleotides long. The record is from the annotation of a GenBank genome assembly. Lineage: Eukaryota; Metazoa; Arthropoda; Insecta; Lepidoptera; Papilionidae.
AUGAACCCUACUCAGAUUCCCAUAGUAUUUUUAAAAGAUGUUAGUCAUUCAGCGCUAAGAGACUUAUUACAGUUUAUGUAUCAAGGUGAAGUUAAUGUUAAGAAAGAAGAAUUAGCGUCAACUCAAAGUGGACCUGCGAAACGAAAAUGUGUAGACCCCUUAGAAGCCGGACCCUCAGGAUCAGCUAAAGAAAAAUUUGUUACGAUACCCGACGAAGAUGAAAACAAUGCCGUGGCACCGAAAAUGGAACCAGAAUUUGUUAACGAAAGCAUGUGGGAUGACGAUGACGAAGGCGCAAAUAAUGAUGAAACAAACUUUGGCGAAGACGACUCUAAUAUGGAAAUGACAGGAUUUGAUGGCUCGGCUACUGGAGAUGGCAAUAUGUCUGGCGGCGGGGAAGGUGGCGCUGUUGGGGAUGCACAAGGUAAACCUAGUCUUGGUACCGCAGUACAGCUGGCCGCACGCUGGAAACGCCAUAAUACUCCUUGGUGA